Molecule: messenger RNA, 467 nt
Organism: Cokeromyces recurvatus
Lineage: Eukaryota; Fungi; Mucoromycota; Mucoromycetes; Mucorales; Mucoraceae
Exons: 3
Coding region: 54-467 (137 amino acids)
Source: RefSeq, a predicted model, not a curated record
CUACAAUUACCACUCGAAAUGGAAAUAAAGCUCUCACAAAAGAUACAAAAAUAAUGCAAGCUUAUGUUAUUCCUGGUACAAUAGCAGAUACAGUGUUACGUCAAAUGGAAGGUGCUUUAAAAUCUGCAAAAGGAAAAGCGAUUAUUAAUGAGUUCUGGAAAAACUCUAGUGCUAUUGCUUCAACCUCCAUUAGUUAUGAAAAAUCGAAGUACCAAUUACGAGGACAAAUGGCCGAAGAAGUUGCCGAUGAAGGCGAAAGUAGAAGUAGGAAGAGACAACGAGUACGAAUUAUGCGAUUGUUCAAGAGCAACGAAGUAGAAGGCGAAGAAGAUGAAGGUGAAACUCAAGACAUUCCCAACAAUAGUGGCGAAGAAGAAGACGAAAAUGAUAUUGAUGGUAUUUGGGAAUCCUGGAAAAGAUUAUUAAAGAGUAUAAGAGAAUCCACUGUUUUACCUGCCUUAAGGUAA